Pyricularia grisea is the source of this 195-nucleotide messenger RNA. RefSeq lists its product as uncharacterized. The record is from RefSeq and is a predicted model, not a curated record. Bases 1 to 195 code for a protein of 64 amino acids. The transcript is spliced from 3 exons. NCBI's taxonomy places the organism in Eukaryota, Fungi, Ascomycota, Sordariomycetes, Magnaporthales, Pyriculariaceae.
AUGGGACAGGUUGUUGUCGGAGGUGGCAACGCCGGUCUUGCCGUAGCCGCCCGUCUUGCGCAACAGCAGAAAGGAACGGUGGCGGUCGUCGAAGCCGGCAGCUUUUAUGAGAUUGGGAACAGCAAUAUGAGCGAGGUUCCGGCAUUUACUAGCAUAUUCGCGAGCAAAGGUGUCCACGAUUGGCAGCCGAUGUAG